This is a messenger RNA of Danio rerio (zebrafish), 1744 nucleotides long. RefSeq names its product coiled-coil domain containing 181 (gene ccdc181). The record is from RefSeq and is marked provisional. Gene Ontology annotation, molecular function: microtubule binding. NCBI's taxonomy places the organism in Eukaryota, Metazoa, Chordata, Actinopteri, Cypriniformes, Danionidae. Gene Ontology annotation, cellular component: motile cilium; cytoskeleton.
UGGUCCUUUGAAGGCGAGGAUCAGCCGAGGAUUAGAGCUGCUCUCUACUGUACAGGUGUAGCGCAUAGAGACCCGCUCUCGGAUAUAUAUAUAGAGAGAGCGGAUAAUGAAUUGACACAAUUUUUUGCCCUCAGCGCAAGGCAACACCGUGCAGAAGUUCUGAAGUGAGGAUCCUUCCAUGGUGAGAAACUGGGGACAGAAUGAGUGUUUCUGCAGUAAAAAACGCUGUGGAUGAGUAUGAGGAUGACUUUGAGAAAGAUCUGGACUGGCUUAUCAGCGAGGAGAGCAAGAGCGAGGAACAGGAUCCAGAUGAUGAUGACAUUGAAGCUCAGAUAGACAAAGAACUGGAAGAAGAUGAUUUUAAAGAUGUGCUGAACCAGCACAAAGAAAUGGAUGAUGAGGAAGGGGGUGAAAGGUGGCCGACGCCUAUGGAGCCAUUAGAGGAUACGGUAGAUCCUGACAGGGACGAGCUUAUAACAUCUCCACACUUACAGAACGACGAUGAAGACCUUGAUGAUGAAAAGAAGUAUAUUUUGGAUAAAAUUCAAGAGGCUAACAAGCAACUCCAGGACCAGGAUCCUCCAGACCAGAUGCGGCGCAGACGCCUCCAGUUUAAAGACACUCUGGUUGACCUGGUGGUUCCUGCUCAUGAGUUUGAUGCUCAAGAAAGCAACAUCGCCUCUUUUGGAGACGUAGAGGAAGAGCAAGAGGUGUCCGGACAAAUGCAGAGACUGAGGAUCUCUCAAAGAGAAGAGAACCAGAACAAGGACGGUCCUGAGGAUGAGCACAAUGAGGGAGGAAAAGAAGGACGAGUUUUAAUUGAAAAAGAUGGAAAGUUUGAUCUGGUGAGUCUUAAGGAAGUAGAAAGUCAAGGGUUGCUUCCUCCAUUGCCAGUUUCUCACAACGACAAUCAACGAGCGCCUUUACGACAAACUGAGUCUGGUCAGCAUCUCAAUAAAAGUCCAGUGUCCUCGCCGAGGCAGAAUUUGACUUCACCUUUUCCCCCAAGUAAUGAAUCUCUGUACAUUCCCAAGCCUCCACCGAAGCACAGAAAUAGGCCUAGUUCUGCCAGGCCGUCCCAAAGGGGAACAUGGGUGCAAGGCACCAAGCGAAGGGUCCAGUCUGCAAAUGGAGCUCCUUCACAUGCCACUUUCACCCUGUCGCCACAGCAGAAAGAAUUACUGGCCAAACUUCAGCAGCGCAGGGAGAGGCAAGCCAAAGAGGAUGAGAUGAAGAAAAGGGAAGAGGAGGAGCAGAAGCGUCAGGAGAAUGAGAUCGCCUUCCAGUCGUGGCUCAUGAGGAAGAGGGAGCAGCUGCUGGAGGAGAGGAGAGUUCACAAAGCCCAGGAAAUGGAGAGGAUGAGCUGCAGGAGGGACUGUGGCGACCCCGAGGAGGCUUUUAAAAUUUGGCUCCAGAAGAAACAAGAACAGCAGUUCAAAGACAAGCAGCUAGAAGACAUGAAGAGACUGGAAAAAGACAGCGGCUUUUGCCUGCAUAGCCGGGAGGAGAGCGAGAAGGCCUUCAGACAGUGGUUGAGACGGAAGCGCUCAGAGAAAAGAGCGGAACAUCAGUUGGCUCGAGAGCGCUCCCGCAGGCUCAUGCUGGAGGAGAGAAGAGCGAGACGCAUGCAUGACCUCCUCUGCACCGUCAAUGAGAUCAAACCCUUCCGAUUUAGCGACCCAUACCGCUACUGAUCACCCCAAACACACACUCAAAAAUAUAUUUUUGCUGCUUGUUUAAACUA